This is a messenger RNA of Anopheles marshallii, 1932 nucleotides long. Its product is annotated as beta-1,3-glucosyltransferase. Gene Ontology annotation, cellular component: membrane. Gene Ontology annotation, molecular function: acetylglucosaminyltransferase activity. NCBI's taxonomy places the organism in Eukaryota, Metazoa, Arthropoda, Insecta, Diptera, Culicidae. The record is from RefSeq and is a predicted model, not a curated record. The transcript is spliced from 7 exons. The coding region runs from base 1 to 1932 and encodes 643 amino acids.
AUGAUUGACGGAGAACUAGCCGUCCAUGAAUUAUCGUUCCUGGUGUUAAGUCAACCGGCCCGGUUCAAUGCUGCUCGGGCCCGGCAUCUGAAGCGAAGCAUCGUCGAGCAGAUAAGGGAACUGGAUCAGGAAAUUGCACCGAACCGGCAGGAUAGCGUGUUUCUCACGCACGAACUGUUCCCCGAGCAGGAGGGUGCAUGGGCGAUUACACCGAUCCUUGGCCACAUCCGGGCGGCCAUCCUGAAGUCGACGCACCGGACCGCCCGCUGGUUGAUCGUGUGCGAGGAGCAGAGCCACGUCAACGUGAGUCUAUUAGCGCACCAUUUGGCCAGCGAGGAUUACCGGGAGAAACUAUUCCUCGGCUACCCGCUGUACGAUCGGGAGGCAACCAUAAUUCAUCAUUUCGCAUUUUUUAAAAAUCCCUCCAGCUUUCUGUACCCCUAUCUGCGGGCCGGUAUCGCACUCACCGUGCCGUUGGUCGAUCACCUGGUUCAGCUGAUAGCGGACGGUGCCGCCCGUCCAGCACUGUCCGAUUUCUUCAUCGAUGUGGCCCACGAAUUUGCGCUGGCCGUGUGGCAGCAUGGUCGGGGAUUUCCGUUGCAGCCGCGUCGCUACUUUUGCGCCAAAGCGCUACCGAGCUGUGCGAUUCAUGGUGCCGGAUUGGACGCUUCCGGGACAGGAAGUGCUGCAGACCGUACGGGGAAAGACAGCCUGAGCUGUACGGAUAACCCUACGGAUGUUGAACAGAUCAUGUUUGCGGUGAAAACAUGCGGCAAGUAUCACAAGAAUCGUGUUCCUGCAUUGAAAAACACUUGGACCAAGUACGUGCAGCAUCUGCGGUACUUCAGCGACGUUGAUGAUCCAUCGAUCCCGACCGUUGCUACAUCCGUGCCCAACUCCAGUGCGGGUCACUGUGCCAAGACGUUGGAGAUUUUACAGCUGAUCGGUGAUGAAAUUCGGUACAAUGGAAGCCUCCAGGCCGUCCGGUGGGUAAUGCUAGUGGACGAUGAUACGAUCCUCAGUUCGGCCUCGUUGGCGCGGUUUCUGAGCUGUUACGACGCGGACCGUGAUUUGUACCUUGGCGAACGGUACGGCUACCAUCUGAUGGGCCCGGACGGUGGUUACAGCUACGUGACCGGCGGCGGUGGCAUAGUGCUGAGUGUGGCCAUACUCGACGCACUGCAGCAAACGUGCGAAUGCCCAUCGGCAUCCUCGCCGGACGAUAUGAUACUGGCGGCCUGUCUGCAGCGACUCGGCAUCCGACCGAUCCAUUCGGCCCUGUUCCAUCAGGCCCGUCCGUCGGACUACGCACCGGAACUGCUCGACCGGCGGGAUACGGUGUCGUUCCACAAGCACUGGCAGAUCGACCCGCAGCAGGUGUACAACAGGUGGUUCCGCCAGCAGGACGAACACCAGCAUCAUACCCGUUCGUGCUGGUCCCGUUUGCCGACCGUGUCCGACGCUGUAUGCAAACACUCGAACAGUGUCCACAGUCCGGAGGUCGUCACCAACCUGCGGCCUAAAGAUCACCAACUCGAACCGUGCCUUCGGCCAACGCGACCCAACGCCAGUGUCCGCAACGAGCACAGCGCGGUACGUGAGCACCGGUUAGUGGCCACGGACGACGAGGACGAAAAUAAACGGUCACCUCAACAAUCCAACCAUAAUGGCCGUCAUCAACAUCCGGAACGAGUGCUACGGUUGGUAACGAAAGCGACCACCAACCCUAACGCACCCACCAACGACCGGAGGUCCGUGCAGGAUACGAGCACCGUUCAUCCGUUGGCCACGGUUCAACCCCGUUCACCACAACAACAUAUCGCUCGCAAACAUUUGUGCGAAAGUAAUGAGCUUCAAUCAAACGGCAACCUUUUGCUGAGACGGCAAAACCUCCAAGAGUCGACAAACAUAAUCAAACACACCGAUCUGUAG